This is a messenger RNA of Thermochaetoides thermophila DSM 1495, 1368 nucleotides long. RefSeq lists its product as uncharacterized. Gene Ontology annotation, molecular function: N-acylphosphatidylethanolamine-specific phospholipase D activity; zinc ion binding. Gene Ontology annotation, cellular component: cytoplasm; membrane-bounded organelle. The transcript has 2 exons. Bases 1 to 1368 code for a protein of 455 amino acids. NCBI's taxonomy places the organism in Eukaryota, Fungi, Ascomycota, Sordariomycetes, Sordariales, Chaetomiaceae. The record is from RefSeq and is a predicted model, not a curated record. Gene Ontology annotation, biological process: N-acylphosphatidylethanolamine metabolic process; N-acylethanolamine metabolic process.
AUGAGCCGAGCCGUUACGGGAGCCACAAGACUGGGCCGCUUCCUCUUUCGCUCACCGCCAUCACCUGCCAGCAAAACCGUGCUACGCUCAUCAGUCACCGUGUCGGGUGCUGUCCUUGCUGCAACUGCCACCACUGCCGCUGCCACUGCUACUGUUGCUUCCAUGGUCGCAUACUCGAGCUCCGUCUCCCAGCCGGAGAUUCUGGCUGGUUCAGUUCCUGCUGACGUCCAGGACCUUGCACACCAUAUCAAGGACAAAAAUGGCAGGACUAUCAGGUUUCGCAAUCCUUAUCCGUCUACCGGCGGCGUUGAGCCCAUGAGCUGGGCCAUGGCGAUGGACAUGUUUCGGGCUGCCUGGAAAGGAGAGAUGCGCUUUCCAGAUGUUAAGAAUGCCAACAUUCCCUCAACCAAACCCAAAUUCCUGACAAGUCGCACCGGCUCAGCCAGCCUACGAGCCACCUGGCUUGGCCACUCUUGCUACUACAUCGAGUUCCCCAGCGGCCUGCGUGUGCUGUUCGACCCUGUUUUUGAAGACCGUUGCUCGCCCGUUCAAUGGCUCGGCCCGAAGCGCUACACACAGCCUCCCUGUUCUCUGUCGGACCUUCCAACCGUCGAUGCUGUCGUCAUCUCCCACUCGCAUUAUGAUCACCUUUCGCAUCCAAGUGUGGUAGAGCUGGCAAAAAAGAACCCAGAAGCGCACUUCUUUGUUGGAUUGGGACUCGCAAAAUGGUUUCUCCAGAGCGGCAUCUCCAAGGUCACCGAGAUGGACUGGUGGCAGGAUAUCGAGCUCACCUUGCAGAAGAAAAAAGACGAAGCUCAGACCAGCACUUCCGAGAAUGAUGAUCCCUCAGCCCCUGACACCAUUACCGCUCGCAUCAGCUGUCUUCCAUGCCAACACUCUUCUGGCCGUUCCAACCUGGAUCAGAAUCACACGCUCUGGGCCUCAUGGGCCGUUUCGUCCGGUGGCAAGUCUGUCUGGUUUGGCGGCGACACGGGCUACCGUAGAGUACCGAGGGUCCCUCCCGGCGUAAACGACUACGGGCCAGAAUACGAGUCGCUGCCACGGUGUCCGCAAUUCAAGCAGAUAGGCGAGCUGCGCGGCCCCUUCGACCUGGGCUUGAUCCCCAUUGGCGCGUACAAGCCGCGCCACGUCUUCAGCUGGAUGCAUGCCAACCCGUAUGAUGCCGUCGAAAUCUUCAAGGACACUCGCUGCAAGCGGGCUAUGGGCAUCCACUGGGGCACAUGGGUGCUGACCUCCGAGGAUGUCGAGGAACCGCCCAAGUUGUUGAGGGAAGCACUGAAAGUGAAUGGACUACCUGAAGAAGGCGUGUUUGAUGUUUGUGCCCUUGGAGAGACGCGGGAGUUUUGA